Molecule: messenger RNA, 5561 nt
Organism: Bactrocera neohumeralis
Lineage: Eukaryota; Metazoa; Arthropoda; Insecta; Diptera; Tephritidae
Gene: Trf4-1
Product: non-canonical poly(A) RNA polymerase protein Trf4-1
Exons: 6
Coding region: 988-3696 (902 amino acids)
Biological process (GO): RNA 3'-end processing
Cellular component (GO): nucleolus; TRAMP complex
Molecular function (GO): poly(A) RNA polymerase activity; mRNA binding
Source: RefSeq, a predicted model, not a curated record
AUUUGGAAUUAAAUUCUCACUGAUUUUUCAAUAUAUUUGAGCUGGCAUCACUGGUACUUUUCAAUCCGCUUUGUGGACUGUAGAACUACGGAAAAAAUCAUUCGAAGCGUGGUUGAAAAUUUGUCGACUCGUACUCGUUCUUGCGGAUUUUUUCACGGCGAAUAAUCUAGUGCAAUAGUGCUAAAAAUUCGUUUUGUUCAUUAUAAAAGUGAAGUGAAAUAAUGGCUAUAUAUUGUUUUAUAAAGAAAAAGUGUGUAAAAUAAGUGCGAAGUGAGAAAGCCGAAAAAUUCUCGAACGCCUUCGAGAUAUCUGAUUGUGAGUGGCAAUCGCUGUGGAGAAGAACGAGAAGAGGAAAAAAGUUGGAAAAGGGCGCUCCGCUGGCAAUUUACAGUAAUAAAAAAGCAACUUCACCUCAAAUCAGAUAAACUCAACACUCCCGCUCACUUCACGUUCCACUCGGCGUUCCAAUAACUACGAACAUAUACACACACAGACAUUUUGCUAGCAAUACGUUCAUUAUAGGCGGUGCGUAUUUACGGGCGCGAAUUCAGUCGCAACGAGUGAAAUAUUUUCUAAAUUAUCGCUAUUAGCGCUGAAUUAAGUAAAGUUAAAAAAAAAACCAAUAAAUACUUUGUGUGCAAUUAUAAAGACAAAGUUUACGAUUAAUAUUAACUCUUUGAUAUUUACAAUUGUAUUGCCGAUGAAAGUCUACAAAAGAAAAAUCUAGCAUCUUAUAAAGCGGUCUUAAGUACGUUGAUUUCAACUCUGCCAAUGCAAAUGCUGGCAUUUUCAGUGUAAUUACCACACUGCCAAACGAGUUUGCAAGAAAACUUCUUAUUCGUUUCGUUUAUGUUCGUCGAUGGUGCAAUUUGAUCUAUAUAAAAGACAAUAGUUAAUUAUUUAGCGCAACGCUUCGUAACGGACGACGCGAAACUCCAAGCGGAUUGCGCAUACAAUUCCCGUUCCGUGAGAAGAAGACUGUUUUGAAUGGAUCCUUUUGUCGGCUGGUUUCAAGAGGAACAGGAGGGUCCAGCAUUACGCACAUGGUGUAAAAUUUGGGAGACCAAUGCGCAUGAUAUGAGCCAAUUGUUGGAACAACAGAGCCAACAAUUACAACAACUGCAAAGCGUUGGCAACGGCAAAUUGAACGGCACGUUAAGUGCACGCGAUCGUGAUUCAUUACAAUUGCUGCUACAGCAAGUUGGCAACGGCGGCCUGCGCAAUUCCAUAUAUAAUAAUAAUAACAACAACGGUAGUAGCGGCACAAAUAGUGGCAAUACAUCCAGCAACAAUUCUAUUGACUCGACGAGUAACAACGACUGUAUCACACCGGCCACUACACCAGUCGUAGGAGGCGGGGAUAAUAAUAGCACGAAAAUGCCGUCACAUGAUCGUCCAAGCUAUUACAAUCCAUCGCGCAGGAAAAUUGGUCGUAUAGUAGACAAUAAAGCGAGCACAUUCAACGUCAACAAAUAUAUGGGUAAAUUGGUAAUUAAGUACAAAGGCUGUCCUUGGCGUGUGCCGGGCUUCGAGUAUGGACGCGGAGUUAUCGGUUUACAUCAGGAAAUCGAACAGUUUUACAAUUACGUAUUACCUACGCCCACCGAACAUGCUAUACGCAACGAAGUCGUACAGCGCAUCGAGGCGGUGGUGCACUCAAUAUGGCCAAAAGCAAUUGUAGAGAUAUUCGGUUCCUUCCGGACGGGUCUGUUUCUGCCCACAUCGGAUAUUGAUUUGGUUGUUUUAGGGUUAUGGGAAAAAGCGCCAUUGCGCACGCUCGAAACAGAACUGAUUGCCCGCGGCAUUGCUGAGCCACAUUCGGUGCGUGUACUCGACAAAGCCUCGGUACCCAUCAUCAAGCUCACAGACCGCGAAACACAAGUGAAAGUCGAUAUUUCAUUUAAUAUGCAGUCCGGUGUGCAAUCGGCCGAAUUAAUUAAGAAAUACAAACAGGAAUUUCCACUGUUAGCGAAACUGGUGCUUGUACUGAAGCAAUUUCUGCUUCAACGUGAUCUCAAUGAAGUUUUUACCGGUGGCAUUUCCUCCUAUUCGCUGAUAUUGAUGUGUAUUAGCUUCCUACAAUUACACCCGCUACAAAUCGAUCAUGACAAAGCAAACUUGGGUGUGCUGUUGCUGGAAUUUUUCGAACUUUACGGACGUAAGUUCAAUUACAUGAAGAUCGGUAUAUCGAUCAAAAAUGGCGGCCGCUAUAUACCUAAGGAGGAUCUGCAGCGCGAAAUGAUCGACGGCCAUCGCCCGUCGUUGUUGUGCAUUGAGGAUCCGCUAACGCCAGGCAACGAUAUCGGCCGCAGUUCUUAUGGUGCAUUGCAGGUGAAACAAGCCUUCGAGUAUGCGUACAUGCUGUUGGCCAAUGCUGUGAGUCCACUCAACGAAUUCGGUAGUAAUUGCGCUGAACGCACCAUACUAGGGCGUAUAAUACGUGUUACCGAUGAUGUUAUCGAUUAUCGUGAGUGGAUACGUGAACAUUUUGAGCAUCUUGUGAUCCCCCAUACGCCCAACAGUGGCAGUGCCGUUAAGUUCAUUCCGUCGAUGCUACCGCCUGGCGUUCUGACACCACCACUGCAGCAUCAGCACAUGCAUCCACUGGCGCAGCAGCAAUUGUACCAUCAACAACAGGCCGUGAUGGCGCAACGGUUAAGACGGAGUAGUGUCUCCUCUGGCGAGGACUCGGAAGAUAGCAAAGAAUGUGAUGUAGACUCAACGUCAUCUCCACCGAUUACGCAGCAGAUACAACAUCAGCAGCAGCAGCAACAUCAACAACAACUACAAGCGAGUAUACAUAUGCAGCAGCUGUCCCAACAACAACAACAGCAACAAUCGUCAGCCUCCUCCCAAUUGCAAGCACAGCCGCAGCUAACGCAACUGCCGACCCAGCAACAGCAACAGUUUGUACUUCAGCAGCAGCAACAGCAACAGCAGCAACAACAACAAAUGCACACACAAUGUCCGCCUCCGCAAAAGCAGCAAUCGCCGCCGCGGCAACAAAAGCAACCCUCACCGCCGCAGCAACAAAAGCAAUUAUCCCCGCCCCGACAACAAACACAACAACAACAACAGCAACAGCAGUUGCACGCACAGCAGCAGCAACAGCAAGCGCAGCAAAGAUUUUCCGGCCCUACAAAUCGCCGUCAAUUCUAUGUGCCACCGCCAAUGCAGCAGCAAUAUCAACAACAACAAAUAUCCAAAUCGUCUUCUACCGAGUCGUAUACGAAUGCGACAAGUACGAGUGCUACUUCCAGCUAUGUUGGCAACAGCAAUAACAAUGGCAACAAUAGCAGCAACAACAACAAUAAUAAUCGUACACGUUACACCCAACGUCCGUCACAACAGCAGCAACAACAACAGCAAGUGCGUCAACAACGUGUGCAACAACCGGCGAUGCGUCAACAACGUUACAACGCCAGAACUUCAUCGCCCGCGUCAACAACAUCAUCCCGCCCAUCAACAAAUCCAAUGCAACGUGCGACACUCACCUCUGCUUCGUCGACCAUAUCGAUAAUUUCCAUAUCGUCGGAGUCUUCAGUGGGUUCGACAUCAUCGACGAACAGUUCGGGGUCGGCGUCAGCGUCUGCGUCAACAAAUACUAGAUUAGGCCAACAACGCAACCGCGAUGGUAACGACAGAAGGACGAAGAAGCACCAGUCGGGUAGCAGUAGAUCUAGCACUAGUAAAUAGACGUAUCAACAGCAAGCAGACUGUAUCGGUUAUGUGCAAAUUACCGUUGGAGUUGCCGAAGCCAUUAAAAGCAGCAUCCAAAUCUCCCAAACGACUGCCUACGAUCAAGUGACAUGGGAAGCAUUUCGAAAGCACAACGAAGAGUUUGCGCGCGCGCUCAGUUUAUAACACAUACACACACACACAUUCACACACCCACUUAUUAAAACGCAUACACCAUAUUCUCUAGCACACUAUUAGGUAACUAAGAAAAAUUUAGUAUGUACGAGUUUAGGUAGUUUUAAGUAGUCCUACAACGGGGCCAUACAUACACUGUGGGGCAUUUGGCCAAUAGUAUGUAGACAUGCAAUAUUAUAAUAACUGUAGCGGCGCUUGGUUGAAAGGUACGGUUGUGUAAGGGACGGGGGGGUAACAAGAAACGAUUUGUGCUUGCAUUAUUCUAUAUCUAUAAUUACUGGGCUGAUAUUAGUAGAAAUAGUUGAUAACCUGUGCCUAUUUUAACGUAAUAAUUUAACAAGUAAGCAAAAAAUGCUAAAUCAUUCAACCAUAACCUUAAAUAAUGUUUGUUGUGCGACACAACAUGCACAUACACACAUACACACACACAGUUCCGAACGUUGAUGGAUGAUGACGCCACUGAUUGAAUAAUAUUGUUAUGUAAUAUGUUCUGGGGUUGUAGUGUUGCUACACUAUGCAAAGGAUCUUGGAGUAGCGAUAAAUAAGACCGGACGAACGGACGAUCAUGUUGGACGUUGCUUCGAAAAUGCCGCAGAGUCCACAGCAGCUAUGUAGAGAAAAUAUGUAGGAGACGCAGCGUGCUUAAGCCGAGUAGAAAAGUUGAAGUAGAUUUUAAGAAAAGCUAACGGAGUUGUAAGCGAAAUACCAACAAAAACACACACACACACACACAAAGCGAGGGAAAGGGCGUGAGUGGGCAUGAGAGAGAUCAAAUCCUUAAAAGUCAAACUUUUACCACAUAGAAUACACGCGGUAAAAAUCGAAAAGGAAAAUGUUUAUAAGAGAGUUUUAAGUAGAAGAGGCAAGAAUUGCAGAAGCAGCGUAUGGAAAGGAAUACUAUAUGCUUGCUAGGAGAAAGUAAUGCACACAUGGAUUAUGAACAAAAAUUAAAAUGAGAAAGUAGCUACAAAAAAUCAAAAAAAAAAAAAAAUUAUAGUAAUAAUAUUAAAUAAUGCAAAGCCUGUACCGUUAUUAGUAUUUAAUUGCGUUGCUAUACAAUUGGAAAACGAAUGCAGUUUUAAAUAAUACAUACAUACAUGCAACGCCAAUCAAAUGCUUUCAGAAAUUAGUGUGCAAGUUAAAUUUUCCCCCGAAAAUCUUUGUGUAUGUGAAUUGCAGUAGCAGCAACCGGUAGAAUGCCGGUAUAGAUCUAGCAGCAACAAAAAAAGUUGCAUGUGAUAUUAAACGAACAAAAAGUAAUGGUUACCACACACACACACACCCACGGGAAGAAAAUAGAAAUGUAAAGAAAUUUAGUGUAAAGAAUGCUCAAACUUCAACUUUUCUUCAGUAUGCUAGAUGAGCUUAGAAAGAAAGAUAAUUCGAGUGAAAAGUAGCAAUUAUGUACAUACGUAUGUACGAGUAGGUUAGUAGUAUGUGUGGCAAGCUUUAGCAAGAAUUUAAAUUUUAAGUCGUAGACAAUACAGUUGUAAAAUCGCGUGGGAAGCGUUUUUUAAUUGAAAUUAUCACUUUUUUAAUGCGAAAUAGCGGCGUUCUUUGCAAUAGCCACGAAUUGAAGAGUUUCAUGCACUAAUACAAUUUUUAUGGCCAAGAAUUGAAUAGUUUUUGUCAUGCACUAAUACAUUUUUUAAAAUAAAUUAUUGCUUUAUUAUUUUGAAAAUGGAAAA